UUAUUAUUGCUCAGCACUCGUCGCAGAAACAGAGAUUCCUCGCUGUCUGAACUGAAAAAUAAGAUCGCAUUAACUCAAAGCUCUCACAAAGACAAAGAUCUUCUUCUUCUUCUUAUUCCUCUUUUCUCAUUCAACUGAAAGGUAACAAUGGAGAACCCUCCGGAUCAAACAGAGUCAAAGGAGAUGAUGCUUCCACCCAGAACCAGAAGACCAAAGGGAGGACUUCUCACUAUGCCCUUCAUCAUUGCAAACGAGGGGUUUGAGAAAGUGGCGAGCUACGGAUUACUACAGAACAUGAUACUUUACCUGAUGAGUGAUUACGGUUUAGGAGUUGUGAAAGGACAAACCGUGUUGUUCAUGUGGGUUGCUGCUACUAACUUCAUGCCUCUCGUUGGAGCUUUUCUCUCAGAUUCGUAUUUGGGUCGCUUUCUCACCAUCGCCAUUGCCUCUCUCUCCAGUUUCCUGGGGAUGGUGCUUCUAUGGCUAACGGCGAUGUUACCACAAGUGAAGCCAUCACCGUGUAUAGCAUCUGCCGGAACCAACUGCAGUUCCCCGGCAGCCACAUCUUCUCAACUGGCACUUCUGUAUUCCGCAUUUGCACUUAUAUCGAUCGGAUCAGGUGGUAUCAGGCCAUGUUCUUUAGCCUUUGGUGCUGAUCAGUUGGAUAACAAAGAGAAUCCCAAGAACGAGAGAGUUCUUGAAAGUUUCUUCGGUUGGUACUACGCUUCUUCAUCUGUUGCUGUCUUGAUCGCUUUCACUGUCAUUGUCUACAUUCAAGAUCAUCUAGGAUGGAGGAUAGGGUUUGGUAUACCCGCGAUUCUCAUGCUACUCGCGAGUAUAGUGUUUGCAUUCGCAUCUCCUCUCUAUGUUAAACGUAAUGUGACCAAGAGUCUGUUCACUGGUUUGGCUCAAGCGGCUGUUGCAGCUUACGUGAACAGGAAGUUAAUGUUACCGGGUCAGAGUGACUCCUAUGGUUGCUAUCACCACUUGGAAGAUUCUGAACUCAAAGCUCCAAGUGACAAAUUGAGGUUUUUGAACAAAGCUUGUGUCAUAAGAAACCGCGACGAAGACAUUGGUUCGGAUGGUUUGGCCUUAAACCCAUGGAGGUUAUGCACAACUGACCAAGUUGAGGAACUCAAGGCUUUGGUCAAGGUGAUACCCGUAUGGUCCACAGGGAUAAUGAUGUCUAUAAACGUGAGCCAGAACUCGUUUCAGCUGCUUCAAGCUAACUCAAUGGAUAGACGUUUGAGCAACGAUUCAACCUUCAAAAUCCCAGCUGGAUCUUUUGGCAUGUUCACAAUCAUAGCCCUAAUCUCAUGGGUGGUUCUCUACGACCGAGCCAUCCUCCCAUUAGCUUCCAAGAUCCGAGGUAGACCGGUUAGGAUCAACGUCAAGAUCCGAAUGGGGUUAGGACUAUUCAUAUCAUUCCUAGCAAUGGCUGUUUCCGCAACUGUUGAGCAUUACAGAAGGAGAACCGCGAUAAGCCAAGGACUCGCAAACAACGCAACUGCUACAGUCAACAUCUCAGCCAUGUGGCUUGUACCGCAGUAUGUCCUACACGGUUUAGCAGAGGCCUUAACCGGGAUAGGACAGACAGAGUUUUUCUACACCGAGUUUCCUAAAAGCAUGUCGAGCAUUGCAGCUGCGCUGUUUGGUCUAGGAAUGGCAGUGGCUAAUAUCUUGGCUAGUGUGAUACUCAAUGUGGUUAAGAAUAGCUCAAAGAAAGGUGGAGUGAGCUGGAUUGAAGAUAAUAUCAACAAGGGUCAUUACGAUUACUACUAUUGGGUUUUGGCGAUCAUGAGCUUCGUUAAUGUUAUUUAUUACGUGGCGUGUAGCUGGUCGUAUGGUCCGACGGUGGAUCAGGUGAGGAAUGAUAAGGUUAAUGGGGUGAGAGAGGAGGAACAAGACGAAGUUGUUAAAAUAAAUUAAAAGAUUCGUUUAGUUUCAUUGUUUAUGAUUUAUGGUGUGUGUUUAUAUAAUCUUUUAUAUAUUUUUAUGUAUGUAAUUAGAUUUAUUAUUAUAUAUUUUUAUGGAUUUUGGAUUUAGGAAGUAGAGGAUUAUAUUAGUAGGUGUGCUGAGUAUUGUUUCUUCUUCUUACAAAAGCCAUUGUUGGUGUGUGUAUAUGAUAUUUUGAUUAAAGAUAAUCAAAAUGUUCAUACUGGUAA
Molecule: messenger RNA, 2165 nt
Organism: Brassica oleracea var. oleracea
Lineage: Eukaryota; Viridiplantae; Streptophyta; Magnoliopsida; Brassicales; Brassicaceae
Product: protein NRT1/ PTR FAMILY 1.1
Exons: 4
Coding region: 148-1929 (593 amino acids)
Biological process (GO): transmembrane transport
Cellular component (GO): plasma membrane
Molecular function (GO): transmembrane transporter activity
Source: RefSeq, a predicted model, not a curated record